AAUGACUUCCACCGAGUAUGUUGUGUUUUGGGUCCCUCCUCUUUAUCACUCUGUGCCAGCUGACAGAUGCAAACACGACACAGUAGAGGGUGACUAGGAAGAGCGGCGGAUCACAGAGCACUCUCAAGUCGAUCCUUCAGUGGUUGUGGAGGAUGAAGCUGCUGUUGUUGCUGUGUCAUCUCCUCAUCAUCAGCGGUCAAACGUCAUCCACAUGCCCCCACCACUGCUCCUGUCACGGUGGUCUGGUGGACUGCAGCCACCGCAGCCUGUCCUCCUCAUCUCUCCCCACUAGCUUCCCCUCAGGAACCAAGCAGCUCCGUCUCCACAAGAACCAGCUGAGCACGCUCCCGAAUGGUUUCCUGGACCACCUGCCAGACCUCCAGUCGGUCACGCUGCAUGACAACCCCUGGGUGUGCGACUGUGGGGUCCUCUACCUGCGGGCGUGGCUGCGCCGUCACCCACCCACUCACACAUCCCACGUGGCUGUCAACUGCAGCUCCCCUGCCAGUCUGAGAGGACGGCUGGUGGUCUACCUGACAGAGGAGGAGGUCCUGAGUUCCUGUCACUACUGGUACUGCGACCUGGCUCUGGCCUCCCAGGUCAGCCUGUUGCUGUUCGCGCUGUUGCAGGGGGCGCUGCUGGUCGCUGUCAUCAUCUUCCUGAGGAGGUUUGAGCGGAUGAGCAAGGAGGCGAGGAGGACCAGAGAGGAAAGCCUGACUGCAGGGGAGGGCCACGGUGAGAACGAGUACUCGGCUCUGAAGGACAGCAUCUGAUGAAGAACAAGAUCUUUUCUCACAUGAUUUUAAUUCCGUGCCAACUGUGCCUGUUCUGCAUCAUACUGAAAGUAUUGAUUAACAGCUUUCAUGUCAGUUGCGUCUGUUUUCUAUAGAAUGUCUUUCUAAUUUAAUUUUAGUUUUUGAAGUAGUACGUACAGUACGUAAGUUUGAAGUUAAGAGAUGAAAACAUGUAUGAUAUAAUGUUGUGCUACCACUGUAAUACUUCAUAUACAUGUUGGAUUAAAAAGAAUCAUCAAACGAGAGACAUGAUAUUAAACUGCCU
Synchiropus splendidus (mandarinfish) is the source of this 1059-nucleotide messenger RNA. It is a transcript of the gene gp1bb, whose product is annotated as glycoprotein Ib platelet subunit beta. Bases 153 to 773 code for a protein of 206 amino acids. The transcript is spliced from 2 exons. NCBI's taxonomy places the organism in Eukaryota, Metazoa, Chordata, Actinopteri, Syngnathiformes, Callionymidae. The record is from RefSeq and is a predicted model, not a curated record.